CACCGCGAGAUCAGCUGACUUGACUCUCCUACUUCCUCAAAGUGUAAACAUUGGCAAUCGCAGGGCAGUGUGAGGCCACGGAGCAAAUCAUGAGCAACAGACUAUAUGUGUUAGAUUGUCUGUAUAACACAAUGUGACGUUUGAAGCUUUGUGCGGAGCUACGAGAGCAGCUGUGAGCGGCAGAACAGCUGAUCGAAGGAGCUCAAAGGUUUGUAUGCUGUGUGGGAAUGGGUUCCAUCCCCUCUUGGUCCAAAUGGAGAAUAAAGGGAGCGACGAGGUGGAAAAAUUGAAGACAAAGUUCUUGUCAGUGUGGCACAAUGUGAAGUACAGUUGGGCUCUGAAAUCAAAGACCUCAUUCAGUAGAAAUUCCCCAGUGCUUCUUCUGGGAAAAUGUUACCAUUUUAAAGUUGAAGAUGACGACAGUCUCACAGAAGCCUGCUAUGAAACCUCUGAUGAGGACUUUGUCAUGGGGAACGUGGAGGCUUUCCGGAAGGAUUUCGCGUCUCGAGUGUGGCUGACCUACAGGGAGGAGUUCCCUCCCUUGCCCGGCUCCACCCUGACCUCCGACUGUGGCUGGGGAUGCAUGCUGAGGGCUGGACAGAUGAUGCUGGCUCAGGCACUCACUCUACACUUCCUGGGCAGAGACUGGACCUGGUCAGAGGCACUGACCCUCCAGCCUUUAGACACAGAGACGUGGACAACCACUGCAGCCAAACGUCUGGUUGCCUCUCUGGAGGCUUCUCUGCAAGGUUCCCACAGACCCUCUGACCCCGAAUUACCACCUGUGCCUCAAGCCCAGGCCCCAGGAUCUGCAGAGGAGGCAGAUGCACAUUUGAAAGAGAUGUACCACCGCACACUGGUGUCCUGGUUCGGGGACAGCCCCUCGGCUCAGCUGGGCCUCCACCGGCUGGUCCGCUUAGGCCUGACGAUGGGGAAACAGGCAGGGGACUGGUACGGACCUGCUGUGGUGGCACACAUCCUCAAGAAAGCUGUCGAGGAGGCGAUGGACCCUGGCUUGGCGGGUAUAACUGCCUAUGUCUCCCAGGACUGCACAGUGUACAGUGCGGAUGUCGUCGAUAGCCACAGGGCACCGACAGCAGGGCAGGCCUCUGCUGAGAGAUCGGAUGCUCCUCCUCCGCCGCAGAACAACCAACCAGCGUCCUCCUCCACCCUGCCAGACAGCCGAGCCGUCAUCAUCCUCGUCCCUGUGAGGCUGGGCGGGGAGAAGACGAACCCUGAGUAUUUUGAGUUUGCAAAGAGCAUACUGAGUCUGGAGUACUGCAUAGGCAUCAUCGGAGGGAAGCCCAAACAGGCCUGCUACUUUGUAGGAUUUCAAGAUGACAGCUUGAUUUACAUGGACCCUCAUUACUGUCAGUCUUUUGUGGAUGUCAGCACCAGCGAUUUCCCUCUCCAGUCAUAUCAUUGCCCCUCACCAAAGAAGAUGCCUUUCAGCAAGAUGGACCCAAGCUGCACCAUAGGUUUCUACUCUAGAAGCAUCCAAGAUUAUGAGAGAAUCAGCCAAGAGCUGUCUAAGGUUCUGCAGCCGUCAGCGAAGGAGAAAUACCCAGCAUUCACUUUCGUGCAAGGUCACGGCAGAGAUUACGACCUGUCGGCAGGCCUGACCCCAGAGAAGAGAGAAUGGCCCUUCAUCCGUGACCCGAGGAGGACGGUCACCACUGCUGGGGACUUUGUGCUGCUUUGACAGCACUGUUUAAAAAAGACUACUGACAGGGAACUUCCUCCUUUUUAAGAUUCAAACUGCUCAGUAUCCAGAGCCGCGUGAGACUGUUGUGACACUGAAGGUUUUCAAACUCUUUUAAACUACAGUAAUUCAUUUUAUACAUCCUGGAAACUUUGUUGCUGAGCAAUUUUAGACAAAAACUGCUGUUAACUGGUUGGACUCUUAUUUGUUGCCUGGCAUUGUGAGCACACUGAAUAAUUCGUCAGGAAACAUUUUAGACAUUUCUUUGGUGCUCUGCUGAAUUUAAUGACCUAACAUUUUUAUAUAUUCAUCUGCAAAAGAACAGCAUUCAAGGAAACACUAUUCAUUUUGCACCACUGUCUCUGUUUCAAUGGACUUAAGACAAGAUCUUGAUCUUCGACUUUAUCAACACACCAGAUUCUGGGAGAUUUGAUGAAGGACUUUUUUGCACCUUACAUCAUGUUGAAGUCUCAAAGGGACUUACUUAUAAUGAUCACUAGGUCCAGCUCAGCACUCCCAUGUUGAUGUGACAUAGAGCAGUAGAAACUAUGACUAAAAUCAGUGUUUGCCCACAUUGAAGGACUACACCUAUGGCAUUAAGACGAAGUUAGCCUUAAGCCUUAAGUAAUAGAGGCCAAGUGCUCAGUAACUUUUACAAACUUCUCAGCUAAAAACAUUUCAUCAAACAAGAUGAAUUCCUCACCCACCUCAAACACCUCAACAACACAAGCACAAGCACAAGGACACUCUUCAGAAUUAUGCCAAUAUCUCCUUUUAGUCACGCUAGAGCUAAUUUCUUUCUUGUAGCAAUAAUAUAUGAUGGUGUUGCGUGUUGAUAUGAUUGUUUGCUUGUCUUAGUGUGUUUUUGAGUGGCAUUAACUUUAACUGAGUUAUGCAUCGUGGUGAAAGUGAUCAGCUGUAGCAGGUGGGUUUGUCAAAGAGAUAAUGGUGUUUUGUGCUAUACCUCACGAAGCACUAUGUGUUAUUAAUUACCCUUUACUGUAGGAUGCUUUGGAUGUAAUAUCAUGUACUGUAUAUAUAAUCUAACACACAUUUAAAACAGCAACUGAAGGCAAAUAAUUAAAAAACACUCUUAAAUCAGAUUCAGGGAAUUACAUUAUAGAGAGAACUACUGUAACAACCAUCUAAUCAUUAUUAUUAUUUGCAUGUUGUGUACAGUUAACAAUUUUGGCCAAUUAUUUCAAAGCAUUUUUGGGAAGUGUUUUUCAUACAGAAGAGAUUUUUUUAACAUUUCAUUUUAUGUUUCUUAUUAUAUCAAUUUUUUUCUAAUUCUAAUUCCCUUUUUCAAAACACUUUUACAAUAGCUACAGGUAAAUAAAACUGUAGCUAUUGUAAAAGUGAAGGGGCGCACAAAAUUACACGUUAGGCUACAAAACUCAUGCACUUUGAUUCAUUACUUCAAAGACACUGAAGUAUUCCCACUGUUUAAUCUUCUUCAUGUGCUUUCCUCCAUCACAACACCUGCAUGUUUAAGUCAACUUGCACAAUUAAUCUCUGCAAUCUAAAAUGUUUUUACACUGCUGGGUGCAAAAGCUGAAUAAAGUAAAAAAUAUUUGACUUUCUCAA
Lates calcarifer (barramundi perch) is the source of this 3289-nucleotide messenger RNA. RefSeq names its product autophagy related 4C, cysteine peptidase (gene atg4c). The coding region runs from base 215 to 1702 and encodes 495 amino acids. The transcript has 11 exons. Gene Ontology annotation, molecular function: protein-phosphatidylethanolamide deconjugating activity. The record is from RefSeq and is a predicted model, not a curated record. NCBI's taxonomy places the organism in Eukaryota, Metazoa, Chordata, Actinopteri, Centropomidae.